Sphaeramia orbicularis (orbiculate cardinalfish) is the source of this 2797-nucleotide messenger RNA. Its product is annotated as plastin-3-like. Gene Ontology annotation, molecular function: calcium ion binding; actin filament binding. The transcript is spliced from 16 exons. Bases 94 to 1947 code for a protein of 617 amino acids. The record is from RefSeq and is a predicted model, not a curated record. NCBI's taxonomy places the organism in Eukaryota, Metazoa, Chordata, Actinopteri, Kurtiformes, Apogonidae. Gene Ontology annotation, biological process: actin filament network formation; actin filament bundle assembly. Gene Ontology annotation, cellular component: cytoplasm; actin filament; actin filament bundle.
AACGGGACUGAGGAGCACAGAGGAGCCGUCAAAGGGAUUUAUUUCCCAGGGUGAUUUUCUACAGAACUGCACCAGCGCACUCCAGGUGUCAGGAUGUCAUCAAAGGUCACUGCAGAGGAGAUGGAGGAGAUCAGGGAGGGCUUCCAGAAAGUGGAUGUGGAUGGUAAUGGGUACAUCUGUGCCUCUGAACUGGGUGAACUUUUCCAGGAGGUGGGUUGUCCGCUACCCGGAUACCAGAUCAGAGAGCUCCUGCAGAAGCUGGACCGAGACAGAGACAGCCAUAUCAGCCUCGAAGAGUUCACCGCUAUUUUUGGAGACUUGAAGGAUGACCGUAUGGCCAAAUGUUUCAAAAAAGCUCUCAACAAGAAGGAAGGUAUCGUUGCAAUAGGGGGCACCAGUGAGAUCUCUAGUGCAGGAACUCAGCAUUCAAUCUCUGAGCAGGAGCGCUUUGCCUUUGCCAACUACAUCAACACAUCUCUGGAGGAUGAUCCAGACUGCACACAUCUGCCCAUCAACCCAAACACUGGAGACCUCUUUACUGCUGUGGCAGAUGGCAUCCUGCUUUGUAAACUUAUCAAUCACUCCGUACCCGACACCAUUGAUGAGAGAACCAUCAAUAAGAAGAAACUCACAGCUUUCACCACACAUGAGAACUUAAACUUGGCUCUGAAUUCAGCCUCGGCCAUCGGUUGCCAGGUUGUCAAUAUUGGAGCUCAAGAUCUGAAGGAGGGAAAACCUCAUCUGGUGCUUGGACUUCUCUGGCAGAUUAUAAAGAUAGGACUGUUUGCUGAUAUAGAGCUGAGCCGCAAUGAAGCUUUAGCAGCUCUACUGGAAGAAGGAGAAACCCUGGAGGACCUGAUGAAGCUCAGUCCUGAAGAGCUGCUGCUGCGCUGGGCGAACUUCCACUUGAAGAAAGUCGGGAUGAGCAUCUCAAACUUCUCAAGUGAUAUUAAGGACUCCAAGGCAUACUAUCACCUGCUCGAGCAGAUCGCUCCAGAUGGCACCAAAGAGGAUGUUCCCCGUGUGGAGAUUGACAUGACUGGCCUCUAUGAGAAGGAUCUGUCGAAGAGGGCCGAGUGUAUGCUGAUACAGGCCGAUCGACUCGGCUGCCGGCAGUUCGUUACUCCUGUCGAUGUUGUGGGUGGAAACGCAAAGCUCAACAUGGCCUUCGUAGCCACACUGUUCAACAAACACCCAGCUCUCACCAAACCAACGGACCAAGACUUUUAUGUGGCUGGUGAGACCAGAGAGGAGAGGACUUUCAAGAACUGGAUGAACUCCCUUGGAGUCAGUCCACAUGUUCACCGUAUUUAUGGUGAUCUGCAUGAUGCCUUGGUGAUUCUCCAGCUCUAUGAAAAGAUUAAGGUACCAGUGAACUGGGAAAGAGUCAACCGUCCUCCGUUCAAAGGAGCAGCAGCACAUUUAAAAAAGAUAGAAAACUGUAACUACGCUGUGGAGCUGGGUAUAAAAAAAGCAGGCUUCUCUCUGGUGGGAAUCGCAGGACAAGAUCUCUACGAUGGAAAUCAAACUCUAACCCUGGCCCUGGUCUGGCAACUAAUGAGGAGGUACACCCUAAACCUCCUUGAAGACCUUGGAGAGGGAGAAGUAGCAGGAGAUGAUUUGAUAGUUGCGUGGGUCAACAAGACUUUGGCUGAGGCUGGAAAGAGUUCAUCGAUCAAAAGCUUCAAGGACAAGGCGAUCAGUACCAGUAUGCCAGUUCUGGACCUGAUUGACGCCAUCCAACCCAACAGUGUGAACUUUGAUCUAGUUAGAACAGGAGAACUGACAGAUGAAGACAAGCUGGACAAUGCCAAGUACGCGGUUUCCAUGGCAAGAAAGAUCGGUGCAAAGGUGUACGCCCUGCCUGAGGAAAUAGUAGAGACCAACCCCAAAAUGGUGAUGACCAUCUUCGCCUGUCUGAUGGGAAGAGGCAUGAAGAGGGUGUAGAGGGGACACAUUCUGGGUGGAUCAAACAGGAGGAGAGGGAACAUAGUUGUAAUGUAUUUUUUUAAUUCUCAAGAUAGAAGUGUUUCUUAAGUCGGCUAUUCUUCAUUUUUAACUCUUGAUCAUUAAAGUAAACUGAAGCAAGGGGCUCGAAAGGAUGUGAGAGAUGAAUUUUCAACAGUUAAGUAGGAAUUCAGCAAUGGUUGCAUUAUAAAGAAUAUGGGUUUGUGGGUGUUUUUGUUUUUUGUUUUUUUUUACUAGAUCUUACCUGUACUUUUAUGCCAUAUUUUGGCCUUUUAGAGGGACUUUCAUACUGUCCACAGAUAUAGAUGAAUAAUAAGUCCAAUCCCAUUUGUCCUCCUUGGCCCUAACCAUAUGGGGUCCCAUAUCCUUUGGGGCUCAUGGUCAUCUCGUCCUCCAAAUGGCCCCCAGAGAAGAGCAUUUUCAGAUUAAUUUUGCCAAAAGGAGUGGAAGUAGAAAACUGCCAGACUGUUGUAUGAACUGCAGUUAUGGUCAUAGGUGCAGGGAAAGAAACAUACAAAUAUCUUGGUAAAUGUAGGUGGGAAUAAUACCUGCAUCACAGAGGAAACUGUAACAGCACCAAACUGAUUCAGCCAUCGGAUGAGAAAUUUACAAUGUGAAUCCUGGGAAUACUAUAAAAUCUGAAUAGCUUUAAUGCUCCAUCAUAUUAUAUACUAUGUAAUGUGCAGUGAGCUUCAUAUCAGGAUCCUACAUCACAUUGCUGGGAUUCAUUUCAUUGUGAUGGCCUGCACCGGUACCUUUUCCCAAUUAUUACAUAGCUGCUAUUUAAUUAAGUAGAUGAUUUGACCUCAGAUUAUUUUAUUGACUAUAU